Molecule: messenger RNA, 1215 nt
Organism: Puccinia triticina
Lineage: Eukaryota; Fungi; Basidiomycota; Pucciniomycetes; Pucciniales; Pucciniaceae
Exons: 6
Coding region: 1-1215 (404 amino acids)
Biological process (GO): autophagy of mitochondrion; nucleophagy; autophagosome assembly
Cellular component (GO): cytosol; cytoplasmic ubiquitin ligase complex
Molecular function (GO): Atg8-family ligase activity
Source: RefSeq, a predicted model, not a curated record
AUGCAGUCCUUCCAGCAGUUCACCCAAACUCACUUCUGGGCUGUCAGGGACUAUCUCGCACCAGUCCUGAGGGAAUCCAAAUUCAAAGAACAUGGCCGAAUCACACCGGAGGAAUUUGUGGCAGCCGGCGAUUUUUUGUGCUACAAAUUUCCCACCUGGUCUUGGGAAGCAGGCGAUGGAACCAAACGACGAGACUUCCUGCCCGAGAAUAAACAGUACUUAAUCUCUCGAAAUGUGGCUUGCUUGCGUAGGGCUUCUCAGAUGGUCUACACCGACAAAGAUGAAGACGCAGAGACAAUGAUGAGCUUUGCUGCCGAAGGCGCUGUUGGAGCAGAUGAUGAAGAAUGGGCGGUGACACAUACCACUCGACCGACCCAAUCUGCCGCCCAUGAUAUCGGCGACAUCCCCGAUCUAGACCAUAACGUCAACUCGCUCUCCUUGUCAGCCGAUACCGGAGCCGGCCGUAAUCCGGAUCCGUCGAAUAACGCUGAGGAAGCCAUACCCAAUCUAGAUGACAUCCCAGAUAUGGAUGAUGACUUGGGUGAUGCCGGUGGGGUCGUCGAGGCUGAGGAUGAUGCAACGGCAAGCACUCAAGCUGCCGCCAACCAACAGACUGAACUUGGACAAAACAACCCCAGUAACCUCGUCAGCGUUCGUACCUAUGACUGUCUGAUCACUUAUGACAAAUACUAUCAAACACCCAGAAUGUGGUUAAUGGGCUACGAUGAACACAAAAGACCCUUGACGCCAUCCCAAACGUUUGCAGAUAUUUCGUCAGACUAUGCGCAGAAGACGGUGACGAUCGAGCCCUUUCCGCAUCUGAAUGGGCUGAAUCUGGCCUCAGUCCAUCCAUGUAAACAUUCGAGUGUGAUGAAGAAGAUGAUCGAGAGGAUGGAUGGAAGUUUCAAGGAAGCCCAACAGAAGCACUCCUCCAGUGGAGCCGGUAAUGGUGGCUCGAUCAGUAAGAAGAAAGGCUGGAUCGGCGGGGUGGUCAAGAAGGCCACCGGCGGCGGUAGCAGUGGUAGCGGCAGCUCCAAGGAUAAGAAGGCUGGAAACCCGGCUACGAGUCCCACCAGCACGGCUAACGCCCUCAGCCCGGACUCUCAGGAACCCGAAAUCGAAGGCUUGAGAGUCGACCAGUAUCUAUUGGUGUUUUUGAAAUUCAUCUCGUCCGUCGUACCGACAAUCGAAAUCGACAGUACAACAAGCGUUUAA